GGGCAUGGUAUUGAUUAAAAGGAAACAGAAGCAUGAUUCCGCCAGGGCUGGACAAAUAUUAUAAGAAAAUUUACUGCCAAAAACUGAUUCUAAUACGAUAUAUUAAUAGAUAAAUUACUCUUAAGAAUGGAUAUACCAAUGUUCUAACUUGGAAAUCUUCAACACUAUUGGAAGUGUUUUAUAUAUUUGAUGAUGAGGUAUAUUUCAUUCCUGUCAGUUGGCUACACUGACAAUUGAGCAUCCUCACAGACAGUCUUCAGCCCAUUAGAAAACUGCUCUGUUCCUCCAUUAAUAAUACAUUUUAUAAGUGAAUUAUAGUAUAUAAAUCUCACUAUUUUUAUCUUCCCGGUUUGUUAUUAAAUCUCCAUCGUAAUGUCCGAAAAGAAAGCUUACCCUGGAGCUCCCCAAGCACCGCCCACUGGCUUUGUCCCAGCCCCUCCCCAUCCGGCUGCCGCUGCAGCUGCCGCAGCUUAUGCAGUUCCAACGGCAGCGCCUUAUGGCGUAUUUCCUGCACAGGCACAAUUAUAUGCGGCCGCUCAGGCUGCCCCCCCUCCAACAUAUGAUCAAGCGUUGACUCCAGCUGCUAUAGUUGGACAACAGUUUCAAUCUGUCCAUAAUCUGUACAAUACGGGACAAAGAAAAAGCGUAGCAGACGAAAGGAGUUACUUAUCAUCACAGUAUUAUAAUUCUGCCAUGUAUCAGCCUGGAGCUGCGGCUGCUGCAGCUGCUGCUGCUUCAAUGUAUGCUGCACAAGGAUACCCAGGAUAUCUUGGUUACCCAGCUGCUGGGUACAGCACUAUGCAGGCGGCGUAUUACCCGACUCUUGCCACAUACUCUUAUCCACAUCAUCAACUGAGGCCAACUAUCAUGGUUCCUAAUGCAUUCGAAGCUGGAGCAAGAUUUGACGGUAUCGCACAACCAGUGUUGCCCCCGGCACCCCCCGGAGUGCCCCCCUCCCCGGCCCAACUGGCUGCCAUGGCUGGACACAAUGUGGCUCUUACACAGAAGAAAGGAUCUUUCCUAACUGGCUCCGGUGACGGUGGUUACACCUUCUGGUAGUCUCCUAAGAGGUUUGCGGGUUGAUGAAGAGUGGCGCCAUGAGCGGGCGGUGCCUGACUGCUGCUGAUCUAUCAGCUUAAUCAUUGUAAACAGUUUAAUAA
Messenger RNA from Nilaparvata lugens (brown planthopper), 1160 nucleotides. Its product is annotated as DAZ-associated protein 2. Lineage: Eukaryota; Metazoa; Arthropoda; Insecta; Hemiptera; Delphacidae. The coding region runs from base 373 to 1059 and encodes 228 amino acids. The record is from RefSeq and is a predicted model, not a curated record. The transcript is spliced from 8 exons.